Raphanus sativus (radish) is the source of this 1223-nucleotide messenger RNA. Its product is annotated as transcription factor bHLH84. NCBI's taxonomy places the organism in Eukaryota, Viridiplantae, Streptophyta, Magnoliopsida, Brassicales, Brassicaceae. The record is from RefSeq and is a predicted model, not a curated record. Gene Ontology annotation, cellular component: nucleus. Gene Ontology annotation, molecular function: RNA polymerase II cis-regulatory region sequence-specific DNA binding; protein dimerization activity; DNA-binding transcription factor activity, RNA polymerase II-specific. The transcript has 5 exons. Bases 105 to 1088 code for a protein of 327 amino acids. Gene Ontology annotation, biological process: regulation of transcription by RNA polymerase II.
UCUCCUCUCAAUCAUUCCAACAAACAGCAUUACUAAUUGGAUUUUAUUUUAAAGAUUAAUAUAUUAUCUUGAUAAAGUCGUGUAGUGCUUUACAUCUUCAAAGAAUGGAAGCUAUGGGAGAAUGGAGCACCGGCUUAAGCGGAAUGUAUACAGACGAAGCUGACUUCAUGAAUCAGCUCCUUGCAUCUUAUGAUCAACCUUGUGGCGUUUCGUCCCCAAACACAACCGCCACAGUCGCAGCAUACCACUCCCAAAACGCUCAUUUGACUGGCGGGUUAUGCUUCUCUCAGGAGAGCAGUAGCUACAGCGCGGGGAAUAGUGACUACUACGCGGUGAUGCCACUGCGAGAAGAAAGCAACAAUGUAAUGGAGGAUGUGAUGAUCAACACGAACUUGUAUCUGGUGGGUGAGGAGACGUGUGAAUGUGAAGUGGCGGAAUACUCCUCUAAGAGCCUUUUGCCUUUGGAGACUGUCGAAGAGAAUCAGAAUGAUAAUGAGAGGUCAUUGGAGGCGGAGGAUGAUCAGAAAAUGUUCAACGCAUGCGAGAGUUCCAAGAAGAGGUCGCGUGCCAUAACAACUGACAAGAACAAGAGAGCCAGCAAGACAAGGAGGACUAAAAAAAUAAUGGAGAUGAGUGACAAUAAUAACAAUAUCGGGGAAGAAAUGCAGACGGAGAAGGCUUGGGGGGAGAGAAACACCAAAGCACGUAAGAUUCAGAAAACUUGUUAUUCGGAUGAGGAAGCAAACGGUGGAGAUACUUCCUCCUGCAAAGAAGGUGGCGAAGACUGUAAGGCUCUAAACCUCAGUGGCAAGACUAGAGCUAGCCGCGGCGCUGCCACCGACCCUCAGAGCCUCUACGCAAGGAAAAGAAGAGAGAGGAUAAACGAGAGGCUAAGGAUUUUACAAAACCUCGUCCCUAAUGGAACAAAGGUCGAUAUUAGCACGAUGCUGGAGGAAGCAGUACAAUACGUCAAAUUUCUGCAGCUCCAAAUUAAAUUGUUGAGCUCUGAUGAUUUAUGGAUGUACGCGCCAAUUGCCUACAACGGGAUGGACAUUGGCCUUGACAUGAAACUCAACUCACUCAUAUGAUUUAAGGAAUUUUCGGACAUUAAUUGUAAUUAUAUAUAAUAACGUGAAUGUUAAUAGACUUUUCUAUUUGCGAGUUCCACCUAUAAACUCUCGAGGAUGUUAAAUAUGGGGAGUCGCAUGUAACGUUUACUACUG